Messenger RNA from Saccharomyces cerevisiae S288C, 1254 nucleotides. RefSeq names its product tRNA-5-taurinomethyluridine 2-sulfurtransferase (gene SLM3). Lineage: Eukaryota; Fungi; Ascomycota; Saccharomycetes; Saccharomycetales; Saccharomycetaceae. The record is from RefSeq and is marked reviewed. The transcript has a single exon. Gene Ontology annotation, cellular component: mitochondrion. The coding region runs from base 1 to 1254 and encodes 417 amino acids. Gene Ontology annotation, biological process: tRNA processing. Gene Ontology annotation, molecular function: tRNA-uridine 2-sulfurtransferase activity; transferase activity; sulfurtransferase activity.
AUGCUGGCAAGAUAUUUAAAUUUAAUAGGACGGAGGAGUGCUUCACCGUACAGACCACAGCGGCUACCGGCAAAGUUUGACAACGUGAUAGUGGCAAUGUCAUCUGGGGUAGAUUCCUCUGUGGCGGCAGCACUAUUUGCCGGAGAAUUUCCAAAUACCCGAGGAGUAUAUAUGCAGAACUGGUCUGAAUCACAAUCUUUGGACGACCCUGGCAAGGAGCCAUGCUACGAGAGGGAUUGGAGAGAUGUGAACCGUGUCGCUAAGCAUUUGAACAUCCGAGUUGACAAAGUUAAUUUUGAGCAAGAUUAUUGGAUAGAUGUAUUUGAACCAAUGUUGAGAGGCUACAGUGAAGGGUCGACACCCAAUCCAGAUAUCGGUUGCAACAAGUUCGUCAAGUUCGGCAAGCUGAGAGAGUGGCUGGAUGAGAAGUAUGGGACGGGUAACUAUUGGCUUGUUACUGGUCAUUACGCCCGAGUUAUGCAGGAAAUGAAUGGAAAAGGAUUAUUCCAUUUACUGAGAAGCAUUUAUAGGCCCAAGGAUCAAAGCUAUUACCUUUCACAAAUCAACUCCACUGUUUUGUCAUCUUUGUUGCUACCCAUUGGCCAUCUAACGAAACCAGAAGUACGAGAUUUAGCGAAGUAUGCAGGCCUCCCGACUGCAGAAAAGCCUGAUUCACAGGGCAUAUGCUUCGUCAACAAUUCCCAGCAUGGGAAGUUCAAGAAUUUUUUAAAGCACUACCUACCCAGUUCACCGGGUGAUAUCAUUACCGUUGACCCACAAUCCGGUGCCAAAACGACAUGGGGCAGACACGAUGGAUUGUGGUCUUACACAAUUGGACAGAAAGUGGGCAUAUCCAUGCCACAAGCUGACCCUAAUUACCAAGGGACCUGGUUUGUCAGUGAAAAACUAAGGGAUACCAACGAAAUCUUGAUAGUCAGAGGAAGAGAUAAUCCGGCGCUAUACAGUGACACUAUGCGAAUCGAAAACUUUUCGUCUUUGGGCCCCAGGGAGGACACUAUAAACGCUUUCCAAAAUACUGGUGCCUUGACAUUACAAUUCCGGUCCCUGCAGGUCCCAGUCCAAAUUAAAUCGUGCAAACUGAAUCGCUCUGCCGACAACCUCGACAUAACAAUACACUUAGCCUCAAAACAACGUGCCAUAACUCCUGGGCAAUCGUGCUGUCUAUAUAUCGACGAUAGAGUCCUUGGGAGUGGGCCCAUUUCCCAUGUUAAUAAUAAUGACACCCAUGCAUAG